AAUAAAACGAAUUAUUUUAUUGAGAGUUUGUUUUAAAUUCGAUCAUAUUUAAAGUUUGAUUAUUAAUAUAAAUUUAUGAGGAAAAAUAAAUAAAAUUAAAAAAAAUUGAUUUUCUUUUUUAAUUAUAAAUAUUUUCUUUUUUUAUCAUUUAGAAAUAAUAGUUUCUACGAAAUUUUCUUGACAAAAAUCUUUGUUUAUUUGUCAACUGAUUAUGAAAAUUAGGAGAAAAUAAAAACAAUCGUGUUAAUAUAAAUAUUUCAUGCUCUUAUCAAAUCUAUGAUGAUAAUUUUCAAUAAAUUUUUCAAAGUACACAAAAUAAAGUUUAGAGAAAAAGCAGAUGCCGCCUAAACAUAUCUAGAAGAAAAACAGAAAAUCUAAUUGUAUUAAAUUAAAAAAUAAUUCAAAUCAACUCUAUUACUCAUAUAUAGAAUAAUAUAUCAUUCACAGCAAUAAUACGAUUAUUUAAUAGAUUAUAUUAAUAGGUUUAAAGAGCGAAACAGUUUUUGAAAAAGUUAUUUAAUCAAAAAAUCUUAUUUCUUUAUUUAAAUCAAAUUUUUCGUUUCGAUUAACUUUUCUCUCGACUAAAAUUCGUUGAAAGUUUGUUUUCGUGCCUUUCAAACAUUAAAUCAUAACUUCUAAACAAUGAAUCUUAUACAAAUUAUCAAUAAAUAUGUAAAAAGACGAUUCAGGAUUCAGUUCUUAUUUUAAUAGAAUAUUUAACAUUGUUUUGUUAACUUCGAUUAUUGUUCGAAAAAUAAACAAAUAUAUAUUAUUAAUAUGAUGAAUAAUUUCAUAUCUAUAUGAAAAAGUUAAUUUAAAUAAUUAUUUAUUUAUUUAUUUUUCAUCUAAAUAAUAAAGAAAUGUUUUAGAACUAUUUAAAUAAAACAUAGUCGAGAUUUUCAUUUUCACUUGAACAACUCAAAUAAUGAUAAGGAGAAAAAUUGACUUAUUUAAUACACAAAACAAACCUGGUCAAUUAUACAAUGAGAUAAAUUAAGAAAAUAUUUCGAUAAUUUAUAUUUUCUAAAUAAAUUAGGAAAAUUUUACGAAGCUUUUUCUUUUAUUGAUACAAGAGAAAUAUUUAUUUAUUUAAAUAAAAUAAAUAAAAAUCUUCUACAAUAGACAAUUAUUUUACAAAUUUAUUAAAUUUAUAUCAAUAUGUUAUUGUUAUUGUCAUUGUCAUUGUCAUUGUCAUACAUCAACAGAUUGUCUAUAUAUUCAAUAUAUAUGUAUUAGAAGAAUUUUUUUAUUCUUUAUUUUAAAUUUAUAAAACUUCUUAGUUUUCUUUGCCGUUUUUUCAAAAUAAUUAAACAAUUAAGGAAAUCAUUUUCUACAUCUUAGUGAUUAACUAUGUUAAAUAUAAUGAUAGAUGAUUUACUGUCUAAUAAAGAAAAAUUGUUAAGUCUAAUUAACUGUUUUCAAUAAACUGUUAGUUAGUUUGUAAAAAUUAAUGAAUAUAUAACGAUGGUAUAUCAAUCAUUUUUCCACUAUAGAAUAUCGUUGAUAACUUUAUUCAAUCUUAAAUAAAGAUAAAUAUUUUGAAACUGUUUGGCAAAUUUUCAUAUAAAUUGAUAGAAGCUUUAUUCAUAGAAAAGAUUUACAUAAAAAACAUAAAUAAAUGUUUAAACAAUAUUAUUUAUAAUGCUGAUUGACAUUAUUGAACUAUUUUUUUUUUUUAGAUUCUUUUUAAAAAGUUUAUCUUUUAAUUUUUGUCAAAUAUAUUAUUCAUCAAUAGUUAAUAUUCUAUUCAUUUGUUUUAUCAUAUUUUAAUGUUAAUGAAUAUAAUAAAUAAGAGAGUUUUGGCAAAUAUAAUCAACAUGAAAUUUAAAUAUAUAUCAUUUAGAAAUUAAUAUAUGAUUUAAACUAGAUUAAUUUACAAAAAAAAAAAACAAAAAACAAAAAGGAAAAAACAUAGUUCAAUUCGAUAAAUAUAUUAUAUUAAUAAGAAAGAAAUAGUUAACCCUUUUAUUAAUGUUUAUUAUAUUAUAUUUUUUUGUUUUAAAUUUAUCUAAAAACUGUUAAGAGAUAUUCAAUGAGAAAAAAAAUGUUUUAUCAAUUCUAAAAAUUAACAUUAACUCUGUUGACAUAUAUAGAUGUUAUCUUAGAAUAUUAAUAUUAAUAUUAUUAUACUAUGUUAUUAUAUAAGUCUACUAUUUAUCGUCCUAAACUCAAUUCUUUCUCUUUAUAUAUAUAAAUUGAUUUAUUAAAAUAUAAUUAUAUUAAUAAAAUAUUUUUGUUAAAGGUUUACAAAAUACAGGUGUAGCUAUAUUCUUUCUUCGUCUAUCUCUACCUGAACCUGAUCGUGAUUUGGCUAUAGUUGUACCAAUAUUUGUAGCAAUAGCAAUUCCAAUACCUCUUAUUAUAAUCCAUGGUUGUAUUGUUAUUUAUAGAUUUAUUAAAAAACGAUAUGAAAAAAAUGAUUUAAUAACAAAUAUUAAUAACGAUCGGGAUAGAUCAGAAUAUGAAGUUAUAGACAAUAAUGACAAUGAUCAAUAA
This is a messenger RNA of Rotaria sp. Silwood2, 2496 nucleotides long. Lineage: Eukaryota; Metazoa; Rotifera; Eurotatoria; Philodinida; Philodinidae. The record is from the annotation of a GenBank genome assembly.